CGAAUCUUCCGCUUUUUUAUCGACCAGUACCAGCCGCUGCUCCGCUAAUCUUUUCACCUCCACCACUUUUCUCAAUUACUCUUCUUGCCGCCCAUCUUCUCCGUAUUCUCACCUAUCUUGCUUGCGGCCGACCAAAUUCUCAGAAAGCACACGCAGCGCAACAACUGCUCGACGAAAUGCCCCAGCCGGAGCGAGACAGAAGCAACGGCGGCGCGAUGAUCGUUCGCGUCCGCAGCCGUGAUGGACUCGAGCGUGUCGGAGUUCCGGACCCAAACUCCGCCACCGUGGGUACCCUCAAAAACCUAAUUCAGUCCCAACUCGGCGUUCCUGUUCCCUCCCAGACCCUCUCCCGCGACCGUAACCUCCUCAUCGCCAAGUCCCCUGUCGAGGUGGCUUCUCUCUCUGACCUCACGGACCCAUCCAUGCCGCUCUCCGCCCUCGGCAUCUCCCAUGGUUCGUUCGUCUUCCUUUCCUAUGAGGGACUGCGAACCGUUCCCGGUCCUGUUGGUUCCGCCACCGUGACACCCGCCGGAUCCUUCGGCCGCAAGAUGACGAUGGACGAUCUCAUUGCCCGUCAGAUGCGUGUCUCUCGACAGGAGAAUCCUCAUUGCGAAUCAGCUUCGUUUGAUCGGGAUGCCGCCCACGCUUUCCAGCUUUAUGUCAACGAGACCCUUGCAUUCGCCAUCAAGCGCGGGGGAUUCAUGUACGGCCGCAUCGGGGAGGGGGGCGCAGUCGAGGUUGACUUCAUCUACGAGCCACCGCAGGUGGGCACGGAGGACAUCCUUACACUCUUGAGGGAUCCAGAGGAGGAGAAGCUCGUGGACGCGAUCGCAACUGGGCUGGGGAUGAGAAGGGUGGGGUUUGUCUUCACGCAAGCUGUGGGAAGGGAGGGGAAGGGAGAGUACACCAUGUCAAGUAGGGAGGUUAUUCAGGCAGCAGAACUGCAGGCCGAGGGCGGGAUUGAGGAGUGGGUGACGGCCGUGGUGAAACUAGAAGUAAACGAGGAUGGGGCAGCGGAUGUGCACUUCGAGGCGUUUCAGCUUAGUGAUAUCUGCGUUAAGCUUUUUAAGGAGGGAUGGUUUGAUACGGAAGCCGUUGAUGGUGAUCCGAAGGUGUCUAAGAUGAAGAAGGAUGUGGUUGUUGGGACUAAGGAUGUCAGAGAGGUGGAUAAUGACUUCUUCUUGGUUCCAGUGAAGAUCUCAGAUCAUCAGGUGAAUCGGUUUCUCUAGUUCUAUUUCUAAAUU
Dendrobium catenatum is the source of this 1244-nucleotide messenger RNA. RefSeq names its product NPL4-like protein 2. The transcript has a single exon. The record is from RefSeq and is a predicted model, not a curated record. Gene Ontology annotation, molecular function: ubiquitin protein ligase binding; ubiquitin binding. NCBI's taxonomy places the organism in Eukaryota, Viridiplantae, Streptophyta, Magnoliopsida, Asparagales, Orchidaceae. The coding region runs from base 177 to 1229 and encodes 350 amino acids. Gene Ontology annotation, cellular component: nucleus. Gene Ontology annotation, biological process: ubiquitin-dependent protein catabolic process.